AUGCCGGCACACACAAGUUGGUGGCACUCGCACGAUGUGUAUCUUGUGAAGAGAUACUGCUACCUUCUCGAACUUAUAAGCAGCUCAAUCCUCCUCCUUCUUCCAAAGCAUCGUUUUAUCUUUACCAUCCAUCUUCAAUCAGUCAACUUUACCUAUCGAUACCACAAACGUCAGCAUCCCACCGGACUCACUGUUGAUCACACACUGCACGACCAGAUCCGCAGACCUCCAACAUGUGUAGACAAAGCAUCCCAACAGAAAUUUAUCUUUGUGAUGAUGAGGUUGAACAGCCGGCUCAGCUUAUGCCGGUCGAUGAUUGCGGGGGUUGCGGGAUAG
Molecule: messenger RNA, 336 nt
Organism: Cadophora gregata
Lineage: Eukaryota; Fungi; Ascomycota; Leotiomycetes; Helotiales; Ploettnerulaceae
Exons: 4
Coding region: 1-336 (111 amino acids)
Source: RefSeq, a predicted model, not a curated record